CCGUCGGUCACUCUCUUCCCUUCCCACAGGUAUUUUACAAAAGUGGGUGUUUGCCUUCCCACAGGUAUUUUAUAAGCUAUCAAGCAAAAAGUCGGUAUUUCUUCACUUCUAUCCAAUCAAAUUCAGAGACACACAAUGUCCAGGUGCAUCAGCUUCACGGUGUUGCAGGACCGCCGCUACCGGAAAACCUUCGCCGGCUCCGGCCUGAGAUCGGCCACCACCGAUCUCGGCGAUGGCACGGUAAUGCACUUCUGGGUGCCUAAGACCCACAAGCCGGGGAAACCCAACCUGCUCCUCAUCCACGGCGUCGGAGCCAACGCAAUGUGGCAGUGGUACCAGUUUAUUCCCCGGCUCACCGGAAAAUUCAACGUCUACGUGCCGGACUUGGUGUUCUUCGGCAAGUCAUACACUUCCCGGCCGGAGCGGACGGAGGGGUUCCAGGCGGAGUGCGUGAUGCGGGGCAUGGAGGCGCUCGAGGUGCGGCGGAUGGAAGUCGUGGGGCUGAGCUACGGCGGCUUUGUGGCGUAUAGCAUGGCGGCGCAGUUCCCGGCGGCGGUGGAACGGGUGGUGAUUGUGGCGUCAGGGGUGUGUAUGGAGGAGAAGGACUUGGAGAAGGGGCUGUUCAAGGUGGGGAGCGUGGAUGACGCCAUCGCCGUGCUGCUGGCCCAGACGCCGGAGAAGAUGAGGGAGCUCAUGCGCUUCACUUUCUAUAAGCCGGCCAAGAUCAUGCCCUCUUGCUUCCUCGUUGAUUUCAUUGAUGUGAUGUGUACAGAGAACCUUAAAGAAAGAAAAGAAUUGAUCAUAGCAUUGCAUAAAAACAGAAAACUCUCUGAUCUUCCCAGGAUAAACCAGCCCACAUUAAUAAUCUGGGGAGAUAAAGAUCAGAUAUUCCCCCUGGAAUUGGCACACAGACUAAAGAGGCAUCUGGGUGAGAAUGCAGAACUGGCCAUCAUAAAGCAUGCAGGACAUGCAGUCAAUGUUGAGAAGUGGAAAGAGAUGUACAAACACAUGAAGGCGUUUCUUGUUGAUCGGCCUCUUUCUUCUAAAGAUGAACACAAUGGCAACAACCUCAAGGCAGACUAAAAGGGGAUUCAUGGAAUGGAAAGAAAAAAAUCAUUUGAGCUGUGACUUAUUCAUUCUACUGUAUCACACGUUCAUAUAUAUUGGUUGUUUUGGAUGUAUAAUCGAUUAUGUUAUGGAAUUAAUCUCUUAGAAAGGCGCCUACUUGUAAGAUAAACAUGCACAUUAAGAACAAGAAAAUAGAGAAAGAAAAUCGAAGAAGGAUCUGAUGAUC
Molecule: messenger RNA, 1294 nt
Organism: Diospyros lotus (date-plum)
Lineage: Eukaryota; Viridiplantae; Streptophyta; Magnoliopsida; Ericales; Ebenaceae
Exons: 4
Coding region: 136-1083 (315 amino acids)
Source: RefSeq, a predicted model, not a curated record